This is a messenger RNA of Megalopta genalis, 5284 nucleotides long. It is a transcript of the gene pnt, whose product is annotated as ETS transcription factor pointed. Gene Ontology annotation, biological process: regulation of transcription by RNA polymerase II; cell differentiation. Lineage: Eukaryota; Metazoa; Arthropoda; Insecta; Hymenoptera; Halictidae. Gene Ontology annotation, molecular function: DNA-binding transcription factor activity, RNA polymerase II-specific; sequence-specific DNA binding. Gene Ontology annotation, cellular component: nucleus. The record is from RefSeq and is a predicted model, not a curated record.
UUUAACCACCGCUUCCUUUCAACCGAAAUGGAUAUGGAAUCCCUGUACGACUACGGGGACGAGGAACAGGACUUCUACGAGGAGAGUCCCGGCACCAGGAAGGGCUACCCGAUCGAUCACAGAUCCAUCAAGCGCGAUGCUAGAGGCGUGGGCAGCUAUCUGGGAGGCGGCGGCAUUAACGACGGCGGCGGCAUGGUGACGGUUAUGGCGAAGCUGAUGAAACAGGAGCUGGCCUCCGACGCGGAGGAAGAGGGCCUGGUGCCUGCCCUCUCCGGCAGGUUCACCUCGAUGCGGAAGGUGCCCUCUCUCUCCGACCUGUCCGAUCCCGAGAGCUCCCUGGAUAUCCCGGCGCAAGUGCCGCCGUUAACACCUGGGACCAACAAGAAGAUGACCGAGGCCCUGGAGGCCUCUUUCGCCUCGUGGGAGAAGGAACGUGUUCGCCUGAACAUCACCAAAGACCCGAGGCAAUGGUCGGAAGCAGCUGUCGCCCACUGGCUGCACUGGGCGAUCGGCGAGUUCUCGCUGGAGGGUGUGGCGAUGCAGCCCUGGCAGCACAUGACCGGCAAACAGAUUUGUGCCAUGGGGAAGGAGUCGUUUUUGGCACGUGCGCCGGCGUUCAUGGGCGACAUCCUCUGGGAACACCUCGAGAUCCUCCAGAAAGAUGUCGACGCGGCGAAGGCCUCGCUGGAGAACGCGCCGAGCAGCAUGUACGAAAGCGUAUGCGUGCCGGAUUUAGGGGAUUUCUUGGGAUACCAGGGCGCGGCCCAUCAGCCGGCUGCUACGCCGGAGCACAAGAGCCCAGCGACGCCCUCCUCGAGUUCCGUCACCUCGAACACCUCGGGCCCUCCUCGGUCGGGGACUCAGCCGACGUCGUCGUCCACGUUGCCACCGCCCUCCGCCGCAGUUUCUCUACCCUCGAGACAGUAUCAUAACGAUGGAGGCUACAACCACUUACGCAGUCCCGUGUGCCAAGACGAGAACCAGAGAGACGAGACCUCGCCGCCGCCACCGCAUAGCCAUAGCACUCAAGCACCGAACUCUCAUUCCAGUACGCCGAACAGUAACAAUAAUAACAAUAACAACAACACCGCGAACAACGCGUACAUUCAUCUACGGAACUUAAAUCAACUCAAAACGGAGUCGAACUACAGCAAUCACCAUAUAACGGAGCACCUGCAAGGGGGUGGCGGAGCAUUGACGAGCGGCAAUGAUCUCGCGGGCACAGGGACCAACGAGAGCGACCUCAGGGUCAGCCAAGCCGCCACGGAGAGCUAUAUGACACCGGCUCACUAUUCCGGGUACGACGAGACCUCCGAGUACCACAGCCUGCCGCAGGACCAUCAGCCGCCCCAUCCCUACAAUCUAGACGGUUCGCCAGAGUUUUACAGCACCAGCGGAAUUCAGCUCGAGCCGAAGUAUCAACCGUCCCCGUUCAAGAACUAUCCACGCGGUCGCUACCACGAAGGCUACAGCGAGAGUGGAUACGGACAGUACGAUGCGACGCCAUUCCAAACGGUUCCCGGAAGCGGAAGCGGCGGUGGAGCUGGCGGCGUCAGCGGUGACCAAUGGGGCGUUGGUCCCAUCGGAGAACACCUGUCCCAUCACCCCGCGUUCCUCGCGAGCCUUGGUCCCAGGGAUUCCUCUAACCCCCAUCAUCCCUCCUCAAUCGGCAACAACCCCGACCAGAAGCCCUUGUUACAGAGCGCGAUGAUCGCUGGUUAUACAAACAGUGGACCGUGCUUCACCGGUUCAGGCCCCAUCCAGCUGUGGCAGUUCCUGUUGGAGCUCUUAACAGACAAAUCCUGCCAAGGGUUCAUCUCGUGGACCGGGGACGGAUGGGAGUUCAAGCUGACAGACCCGGACGAGGUGGCGCGUCGUUGGGGUAUUCGCAAGAACAAGCCUAAGAUGAACUACGAGAAACUGAGUCGUGGUCUUCGCUACUAUUACGACAAGAACAUUAUCCAUAAGACCGCUGGGAAGCGGUACGUCUACCGUUUCGUCUGCGACUUGCAGAGCCUGCUAGGAUACAGUCCGGAGGAGCUUCACGCAAUGGUGGACUUGAAACCAGAGAAAAAGGAAGAAGACUGAGUUUUUGUUACCGAGAAUGUUGUUUAAGGACUGUAUCGUUGAUCGAGGAAUAUCUCAAUUGAUUCCUGGAUAUCGGACUGGAACAAAGACGAAACUUGACCAUGUAACGAACAAUGUGUAAACGAACAAACGAUGGAGGAACAAAAGCAAGACAGUGCAUUAUCGCUAACGAAUCAAUUCUUUGAACACGUAUCCCGGGAGACACGGGGAGGCCGCACUCUCCGCGUUCAGAUAUAAUAAGAAAAAUCGAAUCGGUCGUAUGUACCAAAGACAGGGUCUGCAUACCAUUGGUGCCUAAAGAUAAUGACAACAAAAAAUUGUGAGAAUUUGUUUCUAAGUGAUUCAUUUGCCAAGCCAGAUUUUAGAAGAUAUUUAUAGGAAAUAACUCAACAAUUUAUACAUAUUAUAUAUAUAUAUAAAUAAAUAUACAUAUAUAAAUAUAUAUAUAUAUAUAAAUAUAUAUACGCAUAUAUAUGUAUAUAUAUAUUUUUAAUGUUACAUGAUUUCUAAGCACUACGUCAAGCCACACGAUACGUCUAAAUUAUUUAUGUAUGUCCCCCAUCAUUUCAAACGUGCGUGUUAUAUCUCGUUGAUAGAUGACACCAUAUGUGAUUGUUAUUACUAUAAUUUUACUACAAUAAAGCCAUCAAUACCAUUUUAUUAGACGGCGAGCUUUCAAUCCGAUAUUUUCGAUGCUUUUCCACGUGUAUAUUACUCGCUAAGUUCUUCUAAUUUUUUUUAGUAUUACGAGUACCGACUUUUUCCGAGCUCGCUACAACCGCAACAACCAGAACAACUGUAAACACACUCGUUUUAUUCCGUUCUCUCUCUCUCUCUCUCUCUCCCUCCCCCUCUUCUCUCUCCCCCUUUCCCUCUUCCUCCCUCUCACCCCUCCUCACUCUCUCUCAUCCUCUCUCUUUCUCUCUUUUUCUCCUCUACUAUCACUUUCUCGAAAUGUCUGAUAUGCGACCGGAUCAGCCAGGUUCGGGAAAAAUUAGGAUAAUUAUAAUCGUCUCGGGUGCGAGAAAAAGUAUACCGUUAAUUCCGCUGUGAGUUGUAUGUUCUGGCGCGUCUUUAUUUCAUAACGGAAUCGUUUCGUUUCGUUGAUCUCCAAUUAUUUCCUAACAAUUAAAGAAAAAAAAAAGUGAACGAAAUUCGAAGGAAAGGGCGACGUGCAACCAGUGUUCAAGAUCACGUGCGCCUAACAAUCGUAAUCGCGACAGAGAAUCUGAAACACGUGUGUGUCUGUGAUGAUUAAACUGUCGGUGAGUUAUACAGAUUUCCUUCCUGACGACUCUCGGAAAGCGACCACCCACGGGUACAGUGUUUUGGCAUCGGGGAGACUCCAUUCUUUUUAUUAGCCGUGGUAUAAAAUAAUUAAGGGACGCCGGCAGAGAUUGCUAAACAAUUUUCUCAAUGCUUGAGAAUGAUUGUAAAAGAAUAGAUUCCUUUUUAUAUUCAUAUUUUCUUUUUAUAUAUGGCAAGUUUUACUAUUCUAUUUGUCUCUGCCGUGAAUACAAACAAUUUUCACGACAAAUAUACGAAUAAUUAUAAUGACUGAAUCACGAUGAUUACAUUUUACCAGGGGUGGUAUUUGAAGUACCGUCUUAGUGCUCGUAAUACUGUGUACGCACGAGGAACGAAGCGUCUGCUUUUCCAAGGAGAAAAAAGAUUAGGAGAAAAGUUAUUCUUCCAAUGUAUCAGAAAAGUGUGAGCCGCGAGAGACACAGCAAUAACUAAAGUAGACGUUUUCAUGGGAUGCUUUUCGCGAUCUUCAAUGUAUAUAUAUAUAAUGUGUACACGUCCGAUGCGUAAGAACACUGGUCGAAGCGUGUGUGUUAGAGAGAUGGAAUUAUUCGCAGGUAAACGUUAACUCGAUUAGCUUUUCUGCGUGAUUCACCUUAUCUGAACGAUCGUAUUUUUAUUAAUACUUCUUUUUUUGUCUUUUUAAUUAUACAUUGUAAAAACGUUGUUCUGUUGGACGUAAUAUUUGUAAUAAUAUCGAUUAUAUUGAUCCGUUACGACGAAUGAGAGAUCGGGAGUAAACAUUUUUUACGCGCGUUACGUGCCCCAAUGCGUACGUAUGUAACUACGUAUUUCUACGUAAAUUAAGCUUCCCUUUUAGUUGCGUUUUGUUGAACGUUCGCAUGAAAAGAUGAAUAACUAAAAAAAAAAAAAAGAAAAAAAACACGAGGGUAAAACGACGUUCGAUGGUAAGUGCUGUAAAAGACAAACUCAGGAACCGUAAUUCGAUCUAUCUUAAUUAGGAAAAUUUCGUUGGCACGUCCGCCACUGAAACCUUUCUGAAACUUUUAAAUCAGAGUCGGGUACUAAUUUUUGAUUUUACCGAUCAAUUAAUAAUAUUAACCGUUAAACAUUGAUCGUUAACUUUUAAUCAAAAUUUGAAUCGACUAAGUAGAACAGCUAAUUAUAUGUAUACAUCGAUGUAAUGUAAUUAAUUUAAUGAUUAAUGCAAUUGACGAUUAAGUACCCUACUUUUAGGUAAAUGCGAUGAUAUAUCAGUUGCAUUACAAGUUUAAUCGUUAAUUGCAAUUGAUUAUCAAAUAUUUCAAUUGUGAUAGCUGAUCGUUAAUUGCAUUAAAUGUUGCCCAAUCUUUGAUUUAAAUAACAGUAGGAGUAGUUGAAAGGAUUUCGAAGCUGAUAAAUGAACAGCGGCGAACGUGUUAACUUUAUACCGGCGCCGGAUAUAUUGACAUACCCGUUACAGUUGUUAAGUUUUUCUACACGUAAGGCGGAAUAUAAUUUAGGCACGUCUGUUAUUAAUUAUCAGAACGUGAUCAACAGUGUAAUAAUUUUCGAAAGCGACUCACGAACGCGAACGUCGAACGAAAUCAAUAGGAGUCAUCACGGCAUAUGCAUUUCGAAUUUCUACGAGCAUCAAUAGGAUACCACGCGUUGCACACGUACAUAUACACCACGUCAUUAAUGAUUCGAAGUCCUUCCUUUUGCGCACACACAAUUAAACGUUCGUAAAUUGUAUUCGAAAUACUCUUAGCCGGAUAAAGAAAAAACCGAGAGAAGUCGUUAUCGUAUAAACACCCACGUAUUCUGUGUGUAAAAGUAUGCGAUCAUCGUUUUCCACGAUUUAUGCGAAUGCGAAGCUGCGACAGCGCGACAUGUGAAAAUUCUUCAGUAGUUGCAAUAAAAUAAAGAAAUUUUUAUAAAUAUGUCCGUA